AUGUUUUCAUAUAGCGAUUCCAUCUUUGAAACAACCAACAAUAGUCCAGUAAAAGACUCAGGAUUUACAGAAUUGACAUCCACAACCUCUUCAACUACUACUACUAUUAGCCAUAGCAACCAAAACGGUAUCCAUAAUCCGUUAUAUGCUUAUAGUGACAUGUUAUACUCCAUGGAACAUCACAAUAUGAGCACUACAUCCUUGGGUACAUAUCAUCAGCCAUCAAUCACAUCUCAGCAACAGCAGCACCAAAUCUGGCAUGAACAUCAACAGCAGCAGCAACAGCAGCAGCAACAGCAACAGCAACACCAGCAGCAGCAACAACACCAGCAGCGGCAACAGCAACAUCAGCAACAUCAGCAACAUCAGCAACAUCAGCAACAUCAGCAACAGCAACAACAGCAACAACAACAGCAGCAACAACAGCAACAACAACAUCAGCAGCAGCAGCAUCAACAUACAAGCGCUUAUUAUACUGCCGAUGUAUCGCAGCAGCAACAUCAAGAUCAACCGUCUUAUGAACAUUACAAUAGUUCUCCAUUUUCAUCUCCUCUUAUCAACACAAGCAAUACAAUGAUGAUGGGUACUACAUCCCAACGCUCGUCUUUGCAAUCUUUACCAUCUAUUCAUCCUAUACCUUCUACAUCUACAUCUGUACAGCAACAUCAGCAACAUCAACAGCAAUUGCAAUUACAACAUCAGCAACAGCAACAGCAACAACAGCAAACGAAUCAAAGACCUCGGAUUACUACUUCUUUAUGGGAUGAUGAAGAAACUGUUUGUUAUCAAGUUGAUGUGCGAGGCAUUUGUGUUGCACGACGCCAAGACAACGACAUGGUCAAUGGCACAAAGCUCCUUAAUGUUACUGGUAUGUCUCGAGGUAAAAGGGAUGGUAUACUCAAAAAUGAAAAGGGUCGCGUUGUUGUAAAAGUAGGAGCUAUGCAUCUCAAAGGUGUUUGGGUAACAUUUGCUCGAGCUAAAGCCUUGGCUAUUCAAUUCAAUAUCGUCGACCAACUUCACCCAUUAUUUGUCGAUGAUCCAGCAUUAUAUUUCUAUUCAAACCAGUUAGCUCACAACUACUAUAUUCCAAACCAUCCUAUCUAUCUUCAGUCGCAAGAUUCAUUCCAGCAACAGCAGCAACAGCAGCAAAACAAACGUUCCUCCUCUUCUGCAUAUUCAAUGUAUUCAAACAAUAAUAGUAAUUCAAGUCUCGAGUUCCCUGUCUUUCAUUCAUCGUCUCCUUCUCCUUCAAACUAUACUCAUCAACCACUACCUCAACCUCCACAACAGCAUCAACAUCAUCAUCCAUCUCCACAUGCUCAACAACAUCAACAAGAUUUUAAUAAUUUACCUGCCGCUCCCUCCGUGCCUUCCAUGAUACCAGUGCAACAACAACAACAUCAAAUGUCACUUUAUGGAUACACAACAUCUACCACUUCCUCUCCUACUACGACUAAUCAUCAUCAACACAUUCCAAUCCCUUCAAUUACUUCCCCUACUCCUACUGUUAACACUAUUACUACCUCUACUACUUCUACUAAUCCCGCUAUUGCAACUGUUGAUUCAAUCAUGAAUCACUAUUGA
This is a messenger RNA of Mucor velutinosus, 1584 nucleotides long. RefSeq names its product endoribonuclease ysh1 (gene YSH1). Bases 1 to 1584 code for a protein of 527 amino acids. The transcript is spliced from 2 exons. NCBI's taxonomy places the organism in Eukaryota, Fungi, Mucoromycota, Mucoromycetes, Mucorales, Mucoraceae. The record is from RefSeq and is a predicted model, not a curated record. Gene Ontology annotation, biological process: positive regulation of transcription by RNA polymerase II. Gene Ontology annotation, molecular function: sequence-specific DNA binding; DNA-binding transcription factor activity. Gene Ontology annotation, cellular component: nucleus.